GAUAAUAAAAGCUUGAACCUUAACAAUCUUAUCUAAAUAAGAUGAUAGCUUUGCCUGAUGAGCCUUGAAGUCAAGAGAUGUUACUGAUGUGAUUGAUAUCUGAUUGAGUGCAAUAAUUAUGAUAAGCAUCUUUGACCUACUCUGAAUACGUUAAAGAUCAGUAGCACGAGUAAUUGGCUCCACUCCGGUGUUCACAAAUCUUAAUCAUCAGUAAAAUAUCGAGGGUGAAUGUUGACAAAUUAGUGAAUCAAAACUAAAUCUAUUCAGCAUUUUACAAAUUCUAGUUUAUAUGUUACGAAACGAAAAAAAUAAUUCAUCUCAAAGUAUGCAGAUUUAUAUGCUCGUAUGCGUAUUGCUUUUGGUAAUGGCAACAAGUGGGUCAACAACCCCGUCCGAAGCGCCUGACCCGCACACUUCCUCGUCCACGAGUCUUCAUGAAGUCCAGAAUCAGCUUGAACGACUGAGAGCCGAGCUUUACCUCGAGAAAAGGUUUCGCGUUGAGGUACAAAGCCUCGCUGCCGUCAACGCUGAAAGUCUACGGAGGCUUCAAAUAACAUCUCAAGUCACAGCGCGCGAGACUCGAGACAGCGUGGCGCAACUGCGGCGCGAGCAGAGAGCGCUCCAGAGUCUCAUUAUGGAGCGAACUAAUACCACUGAUGUAAAGACAAGGAUUGACAAACUCGAACAAGGUUUCAGCGAGCUGAGCAGAAGUGUUCGACUCAUGGAAGUGUCCCCGGCACUUUUGCUGUUUCAAGAAAGAAGUGGCGUAUCAGAUCAAGUCACUUUCAACCUCACUCAAGCAAUCAACUCGCUAGCUCAGAGAGUUACAGCAAAUGAAGAAUAUCAAUUGCUGCUACAAAGCUCUUUCGAAGAAGCAGAAAGCUCCUUCAAUCACAAAUUGAAACACAGAUUCCGUACGUUGAAAAAUGAUCUGGACAGCCGUAUUCGAGACUACAACGCCGCCCUAACGACUUUCGCCUCCGACAUCCGACUCUUGCGUCAAGAAAUUGAACAGAAUGUCAUCAAUAUCCAGACAAAUGUGGCUGUAGAAAGUCGUAAAGUGUCGGAUUCACUCCAUAUCUUAGAGAGCCGAGCGAACCAAACAAAGGACGAAUUUCAAGAAAGCCUUUACUACGUAGCAAAGGCUCAACAAGAGCAAUCGGCCUACCGACAAGAACUUGUAUUACAAAUCUUGGACAUCAAAGCACAAACUGAUGAACUUGCAACUUCACUUGUUCAAAUGGAUGCUCAGCUUGGCAACGUAUCUUCAAUAGUCUUGCAACUGAUGAAAGAUCAUAAGGAAAAUCAUGACGAAAUAAAACCCGAAGUGUCGUGCCCAAGUCCCUACCUGAAGUCAGAGUCGUCUUGCUUUAGCGUACUGGAGGAACCCUUGUCCUGGUCGGCAGCGCGACGAAGAUGUCAACUUCUUGCGCGGAGCCUCGGAGGUGAAGGCGACCUCGCCGUAGCCAAGCACGACACUCACCCCGUCAGGAGCUUCGUCAGGAACAAUGUGCGCGAUUUACCAGGGGAACCGUACGUGUGGGUGGGUGCCUCCUCCCCCAGUGGCGCAUCCAACUGGUCGUGGGUGGAUGAGACUCCCAUGAACCUGGACUUGUUCCCCUGGGGGCGUGGGGAACCGGACCCAAGUUCGGACCAGCCUUUCCUCUGUGUCAGGAUAUCCGGAGCGGCUCUCUUCCAUAACUGCCUCCGCAGCUCCGAGCUUUAUAGCGUAUGCCAGCUGCUUACGGUACCCAUCAUUGAUGAAAACGUUACCCUUAGAGUACUGAGUGAAAACAAUCCCGAGGACGGCCAUGAAUUGCCCGGGAUGGAUAAUGGAGAGCAGCCGUUCCACCGAAAGCAAACCCUCGUCCGUGAAGAGCACCAGGGCAACCAAGUAUUGGCUGCUGAUGACUAUUUCGAUUACGAGUGACUCAAUUGAUAAUAGUUUAAUGUUUUAAUUAUUUCUUUGGUCCGAAAUUUUUUUGGUUAUAUGAGAAUGAUAUUUUGACAUCUAUUGCUAUGGUUUCAAAUAGUUAGAAUUAGCCUUAAUCCGGUUACCAUGUAUUCAUAUCAGUCCUAACGCAUAGGAUAUUUAACAACAAACUAUAAAACCAUUGCGAAUUAUCCAACAUUUUCAACUCGUUAUAUACCAUAACUGCUGUUGUUUUAUUUUCAGAUUAGUUUCAAGUUUCUACUUAUCCGAAGGCGUUCUAAAAAGUUCUUGCUUUAUUCCCAAAUUUAAAUGUGUUUAGUAAAUUUUUUCUUUUGCACCCUUCUAAAUCUCUGUGAAGUGCUUUAAUUUUUACGGAAUAAAAAUUUUCCAUUCAAAAUCUUCAACAUUAAUAACAUUUUUUAGAAAUUCGCAUCACAAGGACUUUACAACUAAUGAAUAUUCCUAGUAUGCGCUGCAGAGAUUGCAAAUGUAGUAUCUAUUCCUGGCAAAGAUUUAGCCUGUGCCUAAAGUAAUAAAAAUCAGUUACACAACUGAUAAUACACAUAACCCACAUAACAGGAAAAUCAAAUAACCCAUUUUAAAAACGCGAUGCUAAGCGAACUAUUUCUCUGUAGAACAUUCAUUUGAAUGAGGAAUUUCCUGAACAAAAAUACGAAUGCGAGUUUAUUGAACGGCAUCUUUAUACCCGCAAGCUUACAUGAAUUGACGGUCUAACUUUUAUGCUUGAAGACUUAGAUGUUAACUGCGACCAGAAUCUAUAAGAGAAUGAAUUGCAAGAACUAAUUAAUACCCUGCUGUUGUGAGCUAUAAUAAUGAGAGACAGUUAAGCACUAACAGCGACCAAAAUAGACUUUUGUGAAGAUUAAGUGCCGUGAGCGCUGAACGCUGCGGAUGCGAACGGCCUGCUAAUUAGAGCUAACAAAACAUUAUAAAAGAAGCUUCAGCUGCACUUCAUAUCAAGAUGCACCACCAGCAAUAUCGUUAGAUCAACUAAUAAGUAGUAAAUGUGCUUCACACUAACUGGGCAUGAACUUGGUAAGAAUCGUUAGGAGUAUUUUGAAUUGAAUAUAAUUUCUUGGUAUUGUAAGUUGAAGCUAGCAGGUAACAUGUUGUCUGUGGUCGAAAAAGUUUCGGAAUGGCAACGUUGAUGGUUUUCCAAAAACUUGUAAAAUGAAGUGAGCAGUUUUAAUAAAAAAAAUAUAACUAUAUACUUAUACACUUUGUUUUGUCACUAAAUAUUAAAGGACCAAGAGUCAGAAAAUUCUUAAGCAAUGACGCGUCUGCUUCAGACCAGAUUUGGGUCGAGCGUACGACAAGAACUAACGUCUUUUGCAUGCGUAAUGACUUGAUUGUGGGCAGCUAUUUUGGGCCUAGAAUCUUACUGCCUCGCUAGCAUUAUUUUGUGAUACACUUUAAAGAAGACCGUAUGUCAAACAAAAGCUGUUAUUUUAUCUCUAUUCGAGAAACACAUGCUUUUAAAACGAAAUCUUACGUAAAGGAUAAACUUGAAAUAACUAUUAUCACA
Molecule: messenger RNA, 3479 nt
Organism: Hyalella azteca
Lineage: Eukaryota; Metazoa; Arthropoda; Malacostraca; Amphipoda; Hyalellidae
Product: C-type lectin domain family 4 member M
Exons: 6
Coding region: 290-1930 (546 amino acids)
Source: RefSeq, a predicted model, not a curated record